Messenger RNA from Xiphophorus maculatus (southern platyfish), 6120 nucleotides. Its product is annotated as NACHT, LRR and PYD domains-containing protein 4C-like. Bases 427 to 4404 code for a protein of 1325 amino acids. The record is from RefSeq and is a predicted model, not a curated record. The transcript is spliced from 19 exons. Gene Ontology annotation, molecular function: protein binding. NCBI's taxonomy places the organism in Eukaryota, Metazoa, Chordata, Actinopteri, Cyprinodontiformes, Poeciliidae.
GAACAAGGAAACAAAAGUAUUUUUCAUUUACCUCUCAGUUUGGAUGCAUGUCUCUCAUGGACACAUAUACGGACAGAUUUAAAUCUCAGUCAUGCUCUGAACCUCCCACAUCAGAUUGAAAACCUGAAGGACUGGUUUGCUGACUUGGAAGACUUUGUGUCAAGACAACAAGAAACUCCUUGUUUAGAUACAACAUGGAAAGGAAAAGACUGCGAGAUGUGAGAUUGUGGUCAAGCUAAAGAAACCUUGAAGGGUUGUUUUGUGGCUACAAACUGGAAACUUUGUGCCAGCCACAUGGAGAGGACAUCGAUAUGCCAUGACUGAGUGUGUGACAGACUGUAUAAGCUUCUAUGUGCACAACCACACAGCAGAACUGUGAGAUGCUUCUCCAAUAACAAACCCUGGAUCACCAAAGGACAUUUUACAAUGAGUCGGACUGAGAAAAAAAUUGAGGCAUUCAGGCCCUCAAAUGAUCGUCUGUCCUCCAAAAUUAACGCUCAGAUUGGACCUCAAAGUCUUGAACAGGAAAUGAGGAACUCUUCUACACCGAGUGUUGUGUCACUUAAGAGCGAGAAAUCAAUGGAUUUCCCUCUCAAUUAUAAAGAUUCUUCAUAUUCAGAUUUUGGGGAAAAAAUGAGGAACUCUUCUACACCGAGUGUUGUGUCACUUAAGAGCGAGAAAUCAAUGGAUUUCCCUCUGAAUUAUAAAGAUUCUUCAUAUUCAGAUUUUGGGGAAAAAAUGAGGAACUCUUCUACACACAACACUGUGUCCCUAAAGAGUGAGAAAUCAAUGGAUUUCCCUCUGAAUUAUAAAAAUUCUUCAUCUUCAGGUUUUGGGCAGAAAAAUAGAAAGUCUUCUGCACCAAGCAUUUUGUCCCUAAAGAGCGAGAAAUCAAUGGAUUUCCCCCUUAAUUAUAAAGAUUCUUCAUAUUCAAGUUCUUGGCAGAAAAUGAGAAAGUCUUCUACACCGAGUGUUGUGACCCUAAAAAGUGAGAAAUCAAUGGAUUUCCCUCUCAACUAUAGACAUUCUUCAUUUUCAGGAUUUGACCAGGAAAUGCCAAAGGAGACCAGCAGUUUUCAUACAGACCUUCACUCAGUUUUUGAGAGACUUGAGAGGGAAACUGUAACUUUUAUCAGACGGAAGCUGAAGAAGUUCCAUCGGCUGUUAACUACUAAUUACCCAAAACACCUUGGGAGACAUAAUGUGACUAAAAACGUGCUGCAAUGUGAGGAAGGAAGGAAGAUCUUUGGUGGAGAAGAUGAGUUCAGGAACUUUCUUCGGGAAUUUUUGAGGAUGACGAAGCUUGGAGACCUCGCUGAUACUCUGUCUUCCAAUCACUCAACCAUGAGCCCAUCUAAGGAUAAAGAUAUGUCACAAAUGUUCAAACUCUCUGAAGAUGAUGACCAACAGCUUAAAGAUGAAAGAAAUAGAUUAAAUCCUCUUCAUAGAACGUCCCAGAAGGCAAACAUGGAAGCAACAUUUAAGAAUCUUGAGGAAAACAUUGUUACUUUUGUUGACAAUGAGCUAAAGAGUUUUCAUAAGCUCUUAUACACAAAUCCCCUGCAUAGCCAAGAUGAGGAUGAAGCAGUUGUUAACUGGGAGGACGAGCAGAAGAGGAUUACCAAAGACGCUUUUCUGAACAUGAUCCUGGAGUUUUUAAGGAGAAUGAAGCAGGAAGAGAUGGCCUUUGCUUUACAUAACAAGAGCCUGGUGUCUAAAUGCCAAAGUAAACUCAAAUCCAACCUGAAGACGAGGCUAGCAUAUGUGUUUGAAGGAAUUACAAAAGAAGGUCAUCCAACCCUUCUUAAUAAGAUCUACACUGACCUCUACAUAACGGAAGGACGUGAAGAGGUCAUCCGUGACCAUGAAGUGAACCAGAUUGAAAAAGCUCUCAUAAAUAAAAUGGACCCAUUAACAAUCAAAUGUGAAGAUAUUUUUAAACCUACCACUGGAAGAGAUAAACCUGUCAGAACAGUGAUGACAGAGGGAGUAGCUGGCAUUGGAAAAACAGUCUUGACACAGAAGUUUGCACUGGACUGGGCUGAAGGAAAAAAUAACCAAGACAUCCAGUUCACAUUUCCAUUUUCUUUUAGAGGACUGAACAUGGUGAAGGAGAAAAAGUUCAGUUUGGUUGAACUUAUUCAUCUCUUCUUUCCUGAAAUGAAAGAAGCUGGAAUCUGCUCUUUUGAACACUUCAGAGUUUUGUUCAUCUUUGAUGGUCUGGAUGAGUGUCGAUUUCCUCUGGAUCUCAAAACCAAAGAGAUUCUGACCAAUGUUACACAGUCCACAUCAUUAGAGGUACUGCUGGCAAACCUUAUCAAGGGGAGGUUACUUCCUUCAGCUCGAGUCUGGAUCACAACUCGACCUGCAGCAGCCCAUCAGAUCCCUCCUGAGGUUGUUGACCUGAUGACUGAAGUGAGAGGAUUCAAUGAUCCUCAGAAGGAGGAGUACUUCAGAAAGAGAUUCACAGAGGAAGAGGAAAGCAAAAUGGUCCUGUCUCAUAUCAAAUCAUCAAGAAGUCUUUACAUUAUGUGUCACAUCCCUGUCUUCUGCUGGAUCAUUGCUACUGUUCUAGAGGACACCAUUAAAGUCAGAGAAGAAACAGACCUACCCAAGUCACUGACAGAGAUGUAUGUCCUCUACCUGGUGGUUCUGUCCAAGGUGAAGAAUGUCAAGUAUGACGAAAAGGCUGACAAAAAUGCCUUCUGGACUCCAGAGACCAGGGAAAUGAUUAAAUCCUUGGGAAAACUGGCCUUUGAACAGUUAAUGAAAGGCAACCUGGUUUUCUAUGAAUCUGACCUGACACAGUGCGGCAUUGAUGUCAGAGCAGCCUCAGUGUAUUCAGGGGUUUUCACAGAGAUCUUUCAGGAGGAGAAAGGGUUUUUCCAUCAGAACAUGUUCUGCUUUGUCCACUUGAGCAUUCAGGAGUUUUUGGCUGCUCUUCACGUCCAUCUGACAUUCAUCAACACUGGUGUCAAUCUGCUGGCUGAAGAGGAAUCAGUCUCACCUGGGUCAAAGAUGUCUCAAGAACAAUUUGAGCACUUCUACAAGAAAGCUGUAGAUAAAGCUGUAGACAGUCCAAAUGGCAAACUGGAUCUGUUUCUAAGAUUCCUUCUGGGUCUUUCUCUGAAAACCAAUCAGAGGCUCCUCCAAGGCUUUGUGACAGAAAGAAAAAUAUCAAGCAGUUCAUUGAAAAACAUAGCACUGUACAUCAACAAGAGGAUUGAAGAGAUUCUGUGUCCAUUUGAUAAAGCCAAUUUAUUUCACUGUCUAAAUGAACUGAAGGAACUUUCUUUAGUGACAGAGAUUGAACAAAUCUUGAAUUCAGGAAAACUGGAGACGGAAAAAUUGUCAAAAGUUCAGUGGGCAGCACUGAUCCACAUUCUGCUGUCUUCAGACGAUUAUGAGAAAAACUUUGAUGUGAGAAAAUAUUAUAUUUCAAAGCAGGUUCAAGAGAGUUUUGCACCACUCUUAAUAAACUCAACUAAAGCUGUACUCAGUUGCUGUUUCCUGAAUGUGGAAAGCUAUACACAUAUGGGAUUUAUUAUCAGCAUUCCGUGCUAUAUAUUGAAAGAUUUGGACCUGAGUAACAACGACAUGAAAGAUUCAGGACUGAAGCUGCUGUGUGAAGGCAUUUCCAAACCAGACUGUAAACUUGAAACUUUAAGGUUGUCAGGUUGUUUAAUCACAAGAGAAGGUUGUGAAGUUCUGGCAUCAGCUCUGGCUUCUAACCCAUCUCACCUCAAAGAACUGGACCUGAGAUACAAUUACCCAGAAGAACAUGGAGUGGCACUCCUCUCUGCUGGACUGGAAAACCCAAACUGGGCAUUAACAACUCUUAGGGUGGAGCCGAGUGGAUUACAGUUUUUAAAACCUGGUCUGAGCAAGUAUGCUGUUGAACUCAUCCUGGACUCCACCACCACACACAGAAACCUCACACUGUCUGAAUUUAACAGAAUAAUGACAGUGGGACAAGGAGAGAAAGUCUCUUGGUUUGAUGCUGAGGAGGAGCUGCUGGGUAAACAUGAUCUCACUGGUCGCUGUUACUGGGAGGCAGAGUGGAGAGGAAAAGCUUCCAUUGGAGUGACGUACAAAGAAAUCAGAAGGAGAGGGGAAAGUAAUCGCUGUGGUCUUGGAAUGAAUGAUCAGUCAUGGGCUUUGUUGUGCUCAAAGGAAGGAUUCUCUGUUCUGCACAACAACAAAAUAACUAAAAUCUAUGUAGAUCCAUCAAACAAAGUAGGGGUUUAUGUGGACUGGCCUGGUGGCACUGUGUCUUUCUUUGGGGUUUUCCCUGACAAAAUGACCUACCUUCACACCUACAAUACCAAAUUCACUGAACCUGUGUAUCCUGUUUUGAGAAUAGAGCCUGAACCCGUUAAAAUUAGAAUGGCCACUAUGCUGUAAAAUUUUGUCAAUUAUUUUCAACUUGAAGCCAGUGCAGAGCACCUCUCUUUGCUCAACACAACUCCCACACAUAGCUUUGUGGCAUCCGGUGUAGCUGUCAGAUUUUGUAGUUAACGCAGAAUCUCAUGGGUGAGCUGCUAAACAUCCUGGGCAUCUCAGUUGUUCAAGACCAAGCAGAAAACUGCUUCUUUAUUUUGUCAUCUGAAACAUCCUGUUGCAACACCUGCUGACCAAAGUGUCAAGCUGUAAAAGAAUGCUGGUGAGAGUAAUCCUGUAAAUCCAAAUACUUACCAAUCCAACAAGAAAAUAGCAGAAGCAGUGAGUACUGUCCAAUGCAAAUCCAAAUUCUCCACAUCUGAUCGCUGCGAUACUUACAAGGCAGAGUGAACCUUGAUGUCAAGUAUGACUGUUCAGUAAUGAAAACUUUGAUUGGUUUUGCUGACGCUGACUGGCUUGUCAAAAGGAGAUCAAUAUGUCCUCCGUUCAGCUACAGACAAUAUUUUUCUUCUGCGUGGAAGAAAACUGAACUGAACAACAGUUUCACUUUCAGCAUCAGAAGGUGACAAUGUUUCUCUCAGUCAAGCAGCCAGAGGGCAGCUGCCUGAGAAGAUUACUGAGUGAACUAGGUUUGAGAACCAAGCAUAUAUACUGUACAUAUGAUUACAUUCCUGAGUUCAUGGAGAAUCGUGAAGUUAAGUUGUACUACUGUCCAACAGAUGACAUGAAGGCAGAAUAUCUCAACAAAGCCUCUUGCAAGACAGAAGUCUGAGUAUCUUAGGAGAGAUAGUCUUUUAUUUUUCUAAUGUAAAUAUGUGAUAUAAUGUUCUGCCAUGUUGUUGCAUUGUAACAUGGAUGAUAUGUUUCUUCUGAAUAGCAGUACAAUAAUAAGCAAGAAAGGAAAAUCACUGAUAUGUUAGUAUAGUAAGUUUUUGAGUUUAGUUUAUUAUUUAAACAUUAUUUUGUAUCUUUAUGCCACUGUCAAAAUUAAGAGGGAGUGUAUAAUGAAUGUUAAGGGAGAGACUACAAUGCUGCCAUCUGUUGCAUCUUUUAAGUAUUCCAGUAAGUAAAUAAACAUGCUGAAACGUUAUUCUCAUCAGUUUAAUAUGGCCGUUAAUCACUUGUUUUUAAUGACUUACUCACUUCAUGUUUGAUUUGUAAGAGGAUACUGUGUGUAUGGAUGUAUAUAUUUAGACAAAUGUAAACUCAGAUAAAAUGGAAACUUAAUUAACCAAUGUUAAUUUUUUUAUUAUUUUUGUUUUAUUUAAUAAUGAGAGUCCAUCUGAAAAUAGUGUAUGAAUUUAUGGGAUAGGAGUUCAUAAGUUUCUCUUCCUACUCCUUUUUGAGCAUGUUAAGAUUAUUGUAGCACAAAAAUAUGAGUUUUUUUGCAUUGCUUGUUCAUGUGUGUGAUUUUGUACUUCUAUCAUGUUCAAAAAUAAAUAAAAUAAAUAAAUAUUUUCCUAGUAAGCUUUGUGCACACAAAAAUAAUUUAUGAAGAGGUCUGUAUUACUAGAUUGCCAAUCUCAGGGAUUAUAUUAGAGCCCCAUCUUGUGGUGAUUAUUUAUUUUAUAAAUAAUGGAAAGAAAUUCAUUUAACAUUUUUUUAAAGUUUCAACAUUUUAACAGAUUCCUCCCUGUACCCCAAAAAUCCCAUUUUCACAAUAAAACAUGCGUAAAGUAAAAAAAAAAAAAAAGUCAUCUGUCACUGCAGCUUCAUCCC